AUGAUUUUGGAGAGCCUGGGGCUGAAAAACUAUAUUGACGAGUUCUUGGAUUUUUCCAACGUUUACUUUCUGCAAUUUACGUAUUAUAAAGCAGCUCAACCUCAACGUGAAGAUGUUAGUAAAAUAAGAUUGCGUGACCACACGGAUGAUGAUUUCUUCACUAUUGUAAAAAAAAAUCAAGGUGGAUUGCAACUUCAUAGAAAAAAUGGGGAGUGGAUUGACCUUAAUAAUGUUUCACCAAAUUCCUACGUUGCUUUAGUGGCGGAUUCUUUCAUGGCAUGGACAAAUAAUACAUUGGAGUCAGCUACCCACAGAGUAACAAUGGAGGGAGACAUUGAUAGAGUGUCCAUUCAGCUAUUUUCAUCAGCAAAACCAAGUGACAUUAUAGAGGCUAAAAAAGAACUAGUGGAUGAAGAACACCCUAUAAUUUUCAAGCCCUAUGACACUGUUGGAUAUUAUGAAUAUAUUAAGUCAGGAGCUGGAGCUGGCUUGGGUCUCAAAGCUUAUUUAGGUGUUUGA
This is a messenger RNA of Nicotiana attenuata, 519 nucleotides long. Its product is annotated as probable 2-oxoglutarate-dependent dioxygenase AOP1.2. The coding region runs from base 1 to 519 and encodes 172 amino acids. The record is from RefSeq and is a predicted model, not a curated record. The transcript has 2 exons. Gene Ontology annotation, molecular function: dioxygenase activity. Lineage: Eukaryota; Viridiplantae; Streptophyta; Magnoliopsida; Solanales; Solanaceae.